Molecule: messenger RNA, 3184 nt
Organism: Stylophora pistillata
Lineage: Eukaryota; Metazoa; Cnidaria; Anthozoa; Scleractinia; Pocilloporidae
Product: sulfite oxidase
Biological process (GO): sulfur compound metabolic process
Cellular component (GO): mitochondrion
Molecular function (GO): sulfite oxidase activity; molybdopterin cofactor binding; heme binding
Source: RefSeq, a predicted model, not a curated record
GCUUAAUACCACGAGUCUGCAAUAGUGCAAACUCGUUUUACCACAAUUGUUAGUUCUCCUAUGCUCAUAAACGAGUGGUGAAUGGGAACUGUGUUCCACCAAAAAGAAGAUUAAACAAAAAGAAAUGAAACCUCUAUCUGAAAACCGGAAAGGUCCAAAAGUUCCAAAGGAAAGGUCCAAAAGUUGUCAGCUCCAGGUACCGCCAUCCAUUCACCACUCACAUGUGUUGACAGGUUUGUCUGGUACAUAGUACUGGUUGUUUAUCAAUUUUGGAAUUUAAGAGCCAGUGAAGACUUCAAUGGCCAUGGCACUUUUCCUACGAAGGUCGACAUCAUGUAGUCGUUUGGGAGAGAUAUUUCUAUGUCCUAGACUUUCCAGGGGUUGGUUGAAAAAAAAUGUAACACAACCCAAGAGAAAGACUAGUAGUUCACACACAGGAAACCUGACAAGAUCUUCAUACUAUUCCACCAUUGGUGCCUUAGUGGGGACUUUGACUGGAGUUGGACUUAUUCUCAAUAAACAGAAGAUUUCUCAAGCUAAAGAAGCAACAAAGUCCAGAGAUAAAUCAUCACAAGAAAAAGAUCCUGUUUAUUCUGUGGAAGAGGUAUCCCAACACAAUAACCAUGAAAAAGGAAUCUGGGUGACCUAUAAAGGGAAUGUGUAUGAUAUUACAGACUUUGUGGCUAACCACCCUGGUGGACCUCAAAAGAUCAUCUUAGCAGCCGGUGGAGCUCUAGAACCAUUCUGGGCACUUUAUGCUGUGCACGAUAAUGAACAUGUGUUGGAGCUUUUGGCGGAAUAUCGUAUUGGUUCUCUGUCCAAAGAUCAAAGCUCUAUUGAAGCUUCAGAUAUCAAAGAUCCAUAUGUAAAUGAUCCACCCCGCCAUCCAGCCUUAAAGGUCAACACUAAAAAACCUUUCAAUGCCGAGCCACCCAUGCAGCUCUUGUCAGACAGUCUUAUUACUCCAAACGAGAUAUUUUUCAUUCGCAAUCAUCUUCCGGUUCCAGACAUUGAUGAAAGCAAGUAUGAGCUAGAGAUUACUGGUGAAGGAAUCAAGCCUGUGACACUCUCUCUUGAGGACCUGAAGACCAAGUUUCCAAAGCGAAGCGUAACUGCAACAAUGCAGUGCGCGGGGAACAGACGAAGCGAAAUGAAUCGGAUUAAACUUGUGAAAGGUCUUAAGUGGGGAGCAGCAGCUAUAAGCACGGCUGAGUGGAAAGGAGUUUUCUUGAAAGAUGUACUGAGGUAUGCAGGAGUCGAUGAAGUGUCUGUGCAGCAAAAUGGGGUGCAACACAUUCAAUUUGAGGGAGCUGAUCAUGACAUAACUGGUUCUACUUAUGGAGCCUCUAUACCCGUGGAAAGUGCUCUUUCUUCAGAAAGAGAUGUUCUAGUGGCUUAUGAAAUGAACGGGGUUCCCAUUCCCAGGGAUCACGGCUUCCCCGUACGACUUGUUGCACCGGGGGUUGUGGGUGCCCGUAACGUGAAAUGGUUGAAGAAGAUUGUAUCGAGUAAAGUAGAAAGCUCAAGUCAUUGGCAACAGAAUGACUACAAGGGAUUUUCCCCGUCAGUAGACUGGGAUACAGUCGACUUUACGUCUGCACCCGCCAUUCAGGAGCUACCUGUGACCUCAGCCAUCUGUGAACCAGCAGAAGGAGCCGUCAUCGCAGCAGAUGACGGGGAAAUCUCGCUCAAAGGGUAUGCUUGGAGUGGAGGCGGUAAAGGCGUUGUCCGGGUAGACGUGUCACUAGAUGGCGGCAAAACGUGGCAUGUUGCUAACUUAGAGGGUGAGGACAAACUUCGUCAAGCGUGGGCCUGGAAACUAUGGAAUGCCACUCUGCCCCUGCCAGAAGGGAAGGACGCCCUGCAGAUUUGUGUCAAAGCUGUAGACUCGUCCUACAACUCGCAACCCGACAGUGUUGCGCCCAUUUGGAACUUACGGGGAGUGUUGUCCAAUGCUUGGCAUAGAGUUAAUGUCACAGUGAAACAGGAUUCGUAGGCUGCAUAGGAGAAUGGUGAUGGUGAUGGUUAGACUUAGACUUGUCCUACAUAAAUGUCACCCGGUGGUCGAUAAUGAAAACAAUAGUUGAUUUUAUCUUUGAUUUUUUUUCCUAAUUCUUUUACAUUUCUUGGUAAUACUUGUCAUCUCUUUAUGUCUGCUCGACAUUCGGCAGUGUAGGCACUAAUAUCUACUUACGUAACAAUUUACAGGGGAAAAGAAGGUAAAUGCACAGAUUCUUUUCCUAUGUAAAAUGUAAAUAGAGAGCGUAGAAAAGUUGCCAGAGCUGAACCUAGUUUCAGCAUCUUACGAGCAGGCCCCUUACUGAAGAGCGCAUCGACGCGAGCGUUACGGUGCUGAGUUAUCCCAACAUGAUUUUAGCCUUUUUUGUACCGAGAAGUUCAGCAUCAUCGUUGUAACCAAUAACCCGGUAAUGAAAACCUGUGAAGCCCAGUAAUAUUACGUUCUCUCAAUCCAAGUGUGAGAAGUUACGGAAUUUGAAUAUGGGACAUAGGAAGUCAUGUAAAUUUUUCUUUUUUUUUGAGCAUCAAAAUAGACUUUUGGUUGAUUAAGAUCAAUUACAUUAUUUUUGUUAGUAUGUUUCGCAGAACAAAGCAUUGUCUUCUGCUUAUGUCUUACUCAAGACAGAGGUUAUAAUGUUUAAACAACUUGCACUAAAUAUAACUUGUGUCCCUUCCACUUUUCGCACUUCCUUAGAACCUGACAUGAGUGAAACACACUUCUUAUUGAUUUGCUCUAAGGAACAGUUUUCAAGUGUUCAGUCUGCCACAUAUGAAGGCUUGUAACAAAGGGAAACUCUCAGCAAUUGAACACAGUAGCCAUGACCAAUUGUACUUUACUUAGGGAGUUUAUUCCUCAUAGCAACCAAUUUUUUCUGAUUUUUUUUCGUUACCUAGUAAUGACAGAGGUUAUGGCUGACGUAAGCUGGGGCAUCAUGAGAGUCUCGAGGUCACGGAAAAUGUUAGCGAUCGCAAUUUAUGCCCAGUUUGGUGUAUGUUUCAGGAGCCAUAGCAAAAGCGUGAGAUUAUGACGUAAAAAAAUAGUUCUUUUCAAGUGACGAAGUCAUGAGAGGUUUCCAGGUCACGAAAAAUGUUGAUAGUAGUAGUAGUAGUAGUCUUUAUUUCCACAAGAUAAAAAAUACAUAUCUUAUGUUACAAUAUUUGAGUA